AGUAUCAGCUGAUGAGACACAAUAAAUAGAGGCUGCGCGCAGAGGACAUUACAGACACUGCAGCAGACGUUGAAGCGUCCUUUUGCCUCAGCUUUGAAUCCCCGAGACCAGAAACUCUUCAGAUAUCCCAUCGACGAGGAACCAUGCCGGUAUCUACAGAAUGGGCUCCAGCCUUAUGGCGGGACACUUUUGACGAGAUGCUGAAUGAGGACAAUGAGCUGGACUAUGGAGACCAAUGGACUCUCAACUUUAGCUACAGUCAGUCUGACACAGUCACCAAAGAGGAACAGAAGAGAGGCUGGAAGGUCUACUGCCACAAGGCUCAUGGAGAUUUCAAGUGUUCAUCGUGCUCCAAGAUCUGGCACUCGGCUAGGAUAGUGGUGUUGUUUCGUUACCGGCUGCAGAAAGAUCGGGGGACAGUGAUCAUGCGACCCUUCGGUCAGACCUGUCGCAGCUGCGGUAACAAGCAGUUUGAGCGACCUGGUUUUCCCCAGGAUGAAGUUGAAAUGGCUUUAGAUAGGCUGUUUUCCAAAAUCCGGAAGAAUUGCUACAGGGAAGAAUCGGACGAUGAAGAUGACUCACCGAGAGAAGAAAAGCUGACCAAACCCCAUGAGAGCGCCCUGUGUGAGGCCUGCAUGGCGGGCAUUUGCUCUCAGGAUAAGGACAAGAAGGUUGUUUUGAGGUGUGCGAACUAAACACUCAACGAAAUCACGACUGUUUGCUUUCCUGGCUCUUGAAUGGUGGAACGAGCUCCCCGAUGACUUCAGGACAGCAGAAAGUCUAUACAUCUUCCGCCCGCAAACUAAAACCACAUUUUUUUCCGACUAUACCUUGAAUAAAAAAAUAAAUAGUUUACGCUCUAAAUUAAGUAACACUUAAAUGGCACUUACUUAUAGCACUUUGUGGUUUGGCUUUCUUGAAGAAAAUUGUACUUUCCUGAUUCUUGUUGUUCUGGGUUUGUACUCUCAUGGUUGAAUGCACUUAUUGUAAGUCAAUUUGGAUAAAAGCGUCAGCUAAAUGAAAUGUAAUGUAUGUAAAGAGAGAGAGAGAGAGUGGCUUAGUCUUAGUAUGGCAGGUGCAGAGACUGACAGUGACAGUUUUGUGCAGGUUCACAUGUUCUUUAUCAGAUCAGCAAUGGACGUUAUUUUUUGUAGCCACAUAAAUAUUGUAAGUGGCGGUUAAAAAAUUGUAAAUAAAGUGUUUUGUUAUUUGUUUAAA
This is a messenger RNA of Pleuronectes platessa (European plaice), 1218 nucleotides long. Its product is annotated as receptor-transporting protein 3. Lineage: Eukaryota; Metazoa; Chordata; Actinopteri; Pleuronectiformes; Pleuronectidae. Gene Ontology annotation, biological process: protein targeting to membrane; protein insertion into membrane. Gene Ontology annotation, molecular function: olfactory receptor binding. The record is from RefSeq and is a predicted model, not a curated record. The transcript is spliced from 3 exons. Bases 144 to 695 code for a protein of 183 amino acids.